Cladophialophora psammophila CBS 110553 is the source of this 678-nucleotide messenger RNA. RefSeq lists its product as uncharacterized. Lineage: Eukaryota; Fungi; Ascomycota; Eurotiomycetes; Chaetothyriales; Herpotrichiellaceae. The record is from RefSeq and is a predicted model, not a curated record. Gene Ontology annotation, biological process: protein complex oligomerization; protein folding; response to hydrogen peroxide. The transcript has a single exon. The coding region runs from base 1 to 678 and encodes 225 amino acids.
AUGUCUCUCCUCUUUCCAAGAAUCGCCUUUGCGCCUGCACGCUGCGGUCCCACCCGCCAGGACAUUGCCCCCCUUUUUUCUCUCUUCGACGACUCCUUUAGUGAACUCCAGAGAGCCAGCCGUGCAGCCCGGAAACAAUUCAACCCUCGCUUCGAUGUCAAGGAAUCAAAAGACUCCUAUUCCCUCGAAGGCGAACUCCCUGGCAUCGAGCAGAAGGACUUGAGCAUUGAAUUCACCGAUGAGCACACCUUGACCAUCAAGGGCCGCACCGAGCGCAAGACAGAAUCUGGUCCUCGUCCUCAAGCUGUUCAAGCUGAGAAGAAGGCUGCCAUCGAAGAAUCUCCUGCAUCUGAAACCAGUAGCGUCAAGUCCCAUCAACCCACCGUUGAAGAUGAGGAGCCCGCCAACUCAUCUGCCGCCGCCGCCGAUGAUAGCAACACAGAGGUUGCUCCGCCGACUCCUGCGCCAGCUGAGCAACAGCCGACCAAGGUCGAGGAACGGCAACCCGCACAACAGCAAUACUGGAUCACCGAACGCAGCGUGGGCGAGUUCACCCGCAGCUUCCGGUUCCCACAUCGUGUGAACCAGGAGGCGGUCAAGGCUUCAUUGAAGAAUGGCAUCCUCAGCAUUGUUGUUCCUAAGGCGACACCGGAAACCAGACGCAUUGCUGUUGAGUAA